AUGGUCGUGGAUCGGAUUUUCUCUGGUAUUCAGCCAACUGGGACGCCUCAUCUGGGUAACUACCUCGGAGCCAUUCAGAACUGGGUGAAUUUGCAGGAAGAGUGCGGCUCGGUGCUGUACAGCAUUAUGGACAUGCACUCGUUCACCAUGCCCAAGGAGCCAGCUGUCCUGCGCCAGAACAUCCUGGACACCACUGCUGCUGUCCUUGCCUGUGGUAUUGACCCAAAGAAGUGUUUCCUGUUCCGACAGUCGCUGGUUCCUGAGCAUGCAGAACUUGCCUGGAUUCUUGGGUGCUUAACUAACGUGCCACGUCUACUACGCUUGCCCCAGUGGAAGAUGAAGCGUGCCAGCCAGAAUAAUGAAGGAACUGUUGGUUUGUUGACUUACCCAGUGCUUCAAGCAGCAGAUAUUUUGCUGUACAAGUCGACACAUGUUCCCGUUGGAGAAGAUCAAGUCCUGCACCUGGAACUAGCUCAAGAUAUAGCACAACAUUUCAACAAGAAAUACGGAGAAUUCUUUCCUGUGCCCAAAGCCAUUUUAAGUACAACAAAGAAAAUAAAAUCUCUCAGAGAUCCAACAGUGAAGAUGUCCAAGUCAGACCCACAGAAACUAGCUACUGUUAACAUAGCAGAUAGCCCUGAUGAAAUAGUGCUGAAAUUCCGCAAAGCUGUGACUGACUUUACCUCCGAGGUGACCUACGACCCAGCUGGUCGCCCUGGUGUCUCAAAUCUGGUGUCCAUCCAUGCUGCAGUAACAGGGCUUAGCGUAGAAGAAGUGGUGCAUCAAUCUGCCGGUCUCGACACUGCUCGCUACAAAAUGGUGGUGGCAGAGUCAGUUAUUCAAAAAUUUGCACCUAUCAGGAAUGAAAUCAAGAAACUCCAGGCAGACAAAUCCCAUCUGAUAAAGGUUUUAGAGGAUGGAGCAGAGAAGGCUAAAGAACUGGCUGCCCCCAUCUACCAAGAAAUAAGACGACUGGUGGGAUUUCAGUAGAAACUACUGGAUAAUUGCAAGGACUUUUGUUUCCUGGGACAGACAUUUUAUUAUUUGUAUCUUCUUAAUCAUUUUUGUUUGAAACAAAACCUCUUUUUGCUGGAAAAACCAAGUAGAACAUUGCAGGUGUUUGCAUUAAAAAAAUGUGCAUGAAGCCAGAUAUUUCCAGUGGGACCAGCAUUGAGCUUGGCUGGAUAGUCAAAGAGGGAAGCAAUCAUAAUUCACAAAGAAACGCUGCAAAAGCAGAAUAUAAGAUUGGCCAAAUGAGGGUUUGGGUUUUUCUGUUGACCACUGCAAGAAGCUGAGAUGUGGGCAAGGUGAUCAGAACCUAUCAGAAAUAUUUGUAAUCUUUUGAAGAACAUCUUUAGCUGUGCGUGUGAUCUUGUUACAGAUGGACAGUACAUCCUGUUGGUGGUUAAUUCAGCUUUGGUAUGAUGGUUGAAGGUGUUCUUGGAUGACCAGAAUAAACGCACAAGCUUACAAAUCA
This is a messenger RNA of Calidris pugnax (ruff), 1477 nucleotides long. RefSeq names its product tryptophanyl tRNA synthetase 2, mitochondrial (gene WARS2). Gene Ontology annotation, molecular function: tryptophan-tRNA ligase activity; ATP binding. The record is from RefSeq and is a predicted model, not a curated record. Gene Ontology annotation, cellular component: mitochondrial matrix; mitochondrion. The coding region runs from base 1 to 990 and encodes 329 amino acids. The transcript has 5 exons. Gene Ontology annotation, biological process: mitochondrial tryptophanyl-tRNA aminoacylation. NCBI's taxonomy places the organism in Eukaryota, Metazoa, Chordata, Aves, Charadriiformes, Scolopacidae.